CUUCCUCACACAGCACGCUUGUUUCCUGGUCGUUGCUAACAACCUGCUGCCUGCUACUUGGUAUGUCCACUAUCCGCUCGUGCGUUGACGCUUUCCCGCUGUAGUGGUUUUGAGAUGUCCGUAAGAUGAAGCCGUGUCGACGCUGAGUGCUGUGGGACUCUCAGCUCCGUGCUGGCUGCAUGGUGCCCCGUGUCUCUCUGCUUGCUUUCUGACGCUUGAGGUUUGCAGUCUGGCCUCCAGCCGCGGCUGCGAAUUAACUUCAUUUCUCAGCGUCGCCUUGCUCCGAAAACCUGUUUCUUUUAUAAAGAUGGCGGCGAGGAGGACACUGUGAACUAAAUGACUGUCAGAAACAUCGCCUCCAUUUGUAAUAUGGGCACCAAUGCCUCUGCUCUGGAGAAAGACAUCGGCCCGGAGCAAUUUCCAAUCAAUGAACACUACUUUGGAUUGGUCAAUUUUGGAAACACAUGCUACUGUAACUCGGUGCUCCAGGCUCUCUACUUCUGCCGGCCUUUCCGGGAGAAUGUGCUGGCUUACAAAGCCCAGCAGAAGAAGAAGGAGAACCUGCUCACAUGCCUGGCUGACCUCUUCCACUCCAUUGCCACACAGAAGAAGAAAGUGGGCGUCAUCCCGCCCAAGAAGUUCAUCUCCCGCCUACGGAAAGAGAAUGAUCUGUUCGACAACUACAUGCAACAGGAUGCCCACGAAUUCCUCAACUACCUGCUGAACACGGUGGCCGACAUCCUGCAGGAGGAGAAGAAGCAGGAAAAGCAGAACGGGCGCCUCAAGAACAAUGGCACCGCCGUCACCACGGAGACCGAGACGGAGAACAAGACAGAGCCCACAUGGGUUCACGACAUCUUCCAAGGCACACUAACCAAUGAGACCCGCUGCCUCAACUGUGAAACGGUAAGCAGCAAAGAUGAAGAUUUUCUGGAUCUUUCUGUGGAUGUGGAGCAGAACACGUCAAUAACACACUGCCUCAGGGACUUCAGUAACACAGAGACGUUGUGCAGUGAAUACAAAUACUACUGUGAGGCAUGCUGCAGCAAGCAGGAAGCACAGAAACGGAUGCGCGUCAAGAAGCUUCCUAUGAUCCUGGCACUACACCUGAAGAGGUUUAAGUACAUGGAGCAGCUGCACCGCUACACCAAGCUGUCCUACCGGGUGGUGUUCCCCUUAGAACUCCGUCUGUUCAACACGUCCGGGGAUGCGGUCAACCUGGAUCGCAUGUACGAUCUAGUAGCUGUGGUGGUUCACUGCGGCAGCGGCCCGAACCGAGGCCAUUACAUCACCAUCGUGAAGAGUCACGGCUUCUGGCUGCUGUUUGACGACGACAUUGUGGAGAAAAUUGACGCCCAGGCCAUCGAGGAGUUUUACGGGCUUACCUCAGACAUCUCCAAGAACUCUGAGUCAGGAUACAUCCUCUUCUACCAGUCCAGGGAGUGACUGGAGCUGGAUCAGGGACACAGCAGAAGACUAAAAUAGGACAACACUUUUUUCUUCUUUUUUUUUUUAAACCUUCAGCCUAACAGACCCCGACUCCUGCCAUCUCCAUCCCAUCCUAUUCCCAUCCUCCAAGUCCGACCUCGUGCCAAUCCUCUGUCCCAUCCCUAACCUCUGGCUUUACCUGUGCUUCAUCUCUCUCUCCGGGUAACUUGUUUCUUGCCUUUUAGUCACCUGCAUCUGGACUGCACUUUAAAAACGAAAGCAAAAAGAAAAGCUCAACAGCAUGACAAAAAAGGUGUCAAUGGAGUCCCACACACACAGUGUAGACCAGUGGGAGGAGCCUGCAGAGGUGAUUCUCCACCAGAUACGAGGUGGGGUUGAAGGGUCUCGUGCAACACAGACUGUUGUCAGAAAUUGUUCAAAUGAUUUAUAUGUGUAUAUAAGGUCUUCUUCCAUGAUGCGUCACCCUUGUUUAGUUCCUUUCAUUAGGGCUAUUUCCCCAUCACUGUUCAGUCCGGUGAUAUGUUCCUGUCCCUGGCAGAUGCAUGAGAAGAGAAUCAAGUUGGAGACAGACACGGUAUGAUGGACAGAUUUCAUGCAUUUACGAUGGAUUAGAAGCAAUAUCUGAGCACUAAUUAGAGAGCACUCACAAGUAGGCCUGCACGAUCACAAUGUUUUAGCUUACAAGUGAUGUCACGAUUCUCUGCCACGAUUUUAGUUUUCACGAAGUGCAAUGUUUAUUGACCACGUGAACAAUGAAAAACUGAACAAAUUGGCAGUACCAAACAGAUUUUAUGUGGCACCUAUAGCACAUUGCGCAUCACCACAAGCCUGUGACUCGAUGAAGAGAAGGGAGAGCAAUGCAGCGCUCGGGAGCGCUUUAAAACCUAUUUUAUACAGUCUUAGUUUAAAACUCACAGAAGAAAAUAGUAGCGUUUGUGAUGCAGUUGGCUCUUAAAAUUAAAUAGUCAAAGUUAUUUAAAAAAACAAAAAUUAUUUAAAAAUUGUGAAUCGAGAUUGCGAUUGUAUAACAAUCUACGUGCAGGCCUACUCCCAAGCUAAAAAAUAAACGACCUAAACCUCUGCUGAAACUGUUGACCGUACAGAGGUGGUUUGUCCCAUGGAGAACCCGUCUGUGAGCCGCUGUCUGCUUAAACUCACGUCAGACAAUCAGAUAUGAUCAACCCUUAAUCCAAGCGAUCCACGUGCUCCAACACUACACCCGAAAGGAAAUCCUGCUGGUUUCUGAUGGAUCUCCAUUCCAUUCAGCUGAAUCUUUAUACGUUUCAGUCAGAUAGAAAACCCAUAUUUAUUGUACUUAACAUAUUUAUUUCUUUUAUGUGUAGUGCGGACUGGUAGAUAAUGAAGGUUGAUGUGUAAAAUGGCUCUUUUGAGAGCUUUGUAAUGUAAGACCCUUCUGUCUGAGCUCUGUGUGAAGGACACGGUGUAUGUAAUACACAACUUAAAGCUGGGGUAGGCUGUUUGUUUUGCGUCAUUGGGCAAAGAUUCUAUAAGAGUCUUUUAAUAUUGCAAUUCAAGUGGUCUGA
Etheostoma cragini (Arkansas darter) is the source of this 2993-nucleotide messenger RNA. It is a transcript of the gene usp46, whose product is annotated as ubiquitin specific peptidase 46. Gene Ontology annotation, biological process: protein deubiquitination. Bases 337 to 1446 code for a protein of 369 amino acids. The record is from RefSeq and is a predicted model, not a curated record. Gene Ontology annotation, cellular component: nucleus; cytosol. Gene Ontology annotation, molecular function: cysteine-type endopeptidase activity; cysteine-type deubiquitinase activity. NCBI's taxonomy places the organism in Eukaryota, Metazoa, Chordata, Actinopteri, Perciformes, Percidae. The transcript is spliced from 9 exons.